Molecule: messenger RNA, 1387 nt
Organism: Pelecanus crispus (Dalmatian pelican)
Lineage: Eukaryota; Metazoa; Chordata; Aves; Pelecaniformes; Pelecanidae
Source: RefSeq, a predicted model, not a curated record
GCAUGCAAGCAUUGACCACCUUGUGUUUUCCUUCCCUCCCGCAGUGACGUCUCCAUGCAAGAUCCUCAAGUGCAACUCUGAGUUCUGGGCAGCCACGUCGGGCUCCCACCACCUAGGCACGGAGGAGGCACCCGAAUUUUGCACGGCGCUACGCGCCUACGCACACUGCACCCGCCGCACCGCCCGCACCUGCAGGGGCGACCUGGCCUACCACUCCGCCGUGCAUGGCAUAGACGAUCUCAUGGUGCAACACAACUGCUCCAAGGAUGGCCCCACGUCCCAGCCCCGCCUCCGGACAUUGCCCCCCGGGGAUAGCCAGGAGCGCUCCGACAGCCCUGAAAUCUGCCACUAUGAGAAGAGCUUUCACAAACACUCGGCUGCCCCCAACUAUACCCACUGUGGGCUCUUUGGGGACCCCCACCUCAGGACUUUCACAGACACUUUCCAAACCUGCAAGGUGCAAGGGGCUUGGCCGCUCAUAGACAAUAACUACCUGAACGUCCAGGUCACCAACACUCCGGUGCUGCCUGGCUCCACAGCCACCGCCACCAGCAAGCUCACCAUCAUCUUCAAGAGCUUCCAGGAGUGUGUGGACCAGAAAGUGUACCAAGCAGAGAUGGAUGAGCUCCCCGCUGCCUUUGCCGAUGGCUCCAAGAACGGUGGGGACAAGCACGGAGCCAACAGCCUGAAGAUCACUGAGAAGGUGUCAGGCCAACACAUCGAGAUCCAGGCAAAGUACAUUGGCACCACCAUCGUGGUGAGGCAGGUGGGCCGGUACCUCACCUUCGCUGUGCGCAUGCCAGAGGAGGUGGUCAACGCCGUGGAGGACCGGGACAGUCAGGGCCUCUACCUCUGCCUCCGUGGUUGUCCACUCAACCAACAGAUUGACUUCCAGACCAUCCGCUCAGCCCAGGCCACAGAGGGUCGUGCUCGCAGGAAGGGGCCCAGCCUGCCGGCCCCCCCCGAGGCCUUCACGUAUGAAACGGCCACGGCCAAGUGCAGGGAAAAGCUGCCCGUGGAGGACCUCUACUUUCAGUCCUGCGUCUUUGACCUCCUCACCACGGGGGAUGUCAACUUCAUGCUGGCUGCUUACUAUGCCUUUGAGGACGUGAAGAUGCUUCACUCCAACAAAGACAAGCUGCACCUCUAUGAAAGGACACGGGACCUGGCCCCGGCCAACAUGGCUCCCUCAGGGACCCCCGGUGCCCUCUGGGUAGCACUGCUGUGUUUGAGUCAGUGUUGGUUGUGCUUAUUAUAGAGGUUUGCUCCUUCACACCAUGGAGAGCAGGGAAAGGGGAGCAGGAGGGAAUCAGGGAUGAGAUGGCAGUGCUGGACAACGGGAGGUUGGAUGUCAGAGCCGUGUGAGUUGUCCUCAAACCUCAGUCCC